Rotaria socialis is the source of this 591-nucleotide messenger RNA. NCBI's taxonomy places the organism in Eukaryota, Metazoa, Rotifera, Eurotatoria, Philodinida, Philodinidae. The record is from the annotation of a GenBank genome assembly.
AUGAAUACUUACGUAUGGAUUCAGCUUAUCAUAUUGAUAAUCUGUGUCAUAAUAGUUACAUGUAAAGAUCAUUAUGAAAUUUUGGGUGUGAAACGAGAUGCUAGUGAUAAGGAAAUCAAACGCCGAUUUCGUGAAUUAGCCUUACAAUAUCAUCCAGAUAAAAAUAAAGAUCCAAAAGCUGAAGAUAAAUUUCGUUCCAUAGCUGAAGCCUACGAUAUAUUGAGUGAUACAACAAAACGACAACAAUACGAUAGAUAUGGCGAUCAAUCAUCGAACUCAAAUGGUUACUCACCUUUUCAUUUCAAUAUGAACGACUUUUUUCAACAUUUUGAUUCGGAAUCAUCUCAUUUUCACCACGCCGACCAUAAUCAUUUUGGUUUUAAUUUCGACUCCCUUUUCGACGAUGAAGAUGUUGAUGAUGGAUACGAAACGGAAUACUUUUCGGAUGGAAAUCAUUUUAAUUUUGGCAGCCACUUAUUUGAAGCAAGUAACAAUAUGUAUGUACAUUCGUCGGAUUCGUCUCAAAAAAAUUGUCGAACUGUUACAACAAAACAAGGAAAUACAGUAUCGACUUAUACAGAAUGCUUUUAA